AUGAAACCGCAGAGAAUCCGAAUGACGCACUCGCUAAUCGUGUCAUAUAAUUUGUACAAAUAUAUGGAAGUAUACAGACCACACAAAAGUGACGUAAACGAAUUGACUCUCUUUCAUGAUUACGAGUAUGUAGAUUUUUUGUCUUCCAUUUCGAUGGAAAAUUAUCGUGAGUUUACAUAUCAGUUGAAGCGAUUUAAUGUUGGAGAAGCAACAGACUGUCCUGUGUUUGAUGGGCUAUUUCAAUUUCAGCAAUCAUGUGCAGGUGCAUCAAUAGAUGGAGCAGCGAAGCUAAAUCAUCACUGUGCUGAUAUAUGUGUAAACUGGUCAGGAGGUUUACAUCAUGCAAAGAUGUCAGAGGCAAGUGGCUUCUGUUACAUUAAUGACAUAGUGCUGGGAAUUCUUGAGUUACUCAAGUACCAUGCACGGGUGAUGUAUAUAGAUAUAGAUGUUCAUCAUGGGGAUGGUGUAGAAGAAGCAUUUUACGUUACUCAUCGAGUGAUGACGGUUUCUUUUCAUAAAUUUGGAGAUUACUUCCCCGGAACGGGUGAUAUAACCGAUAUAGGUGUUCAUCAUGGAAAGUAUUACAGUGUUAAUGUACCACUAAACGAUGGAAUAACUGACGAUGCCUUUGUUGAUCUUUUCAAAGUAGUUAUAGAUAAGUGCGUACAGACAUACAAACCAGGAGCUAUCAUAUUACAAUGUGGUGCAGAUAGUCUUACUGGGGAUAGAUUAGGUAGAUUUAAUUUAACCAUUAAGGGACAUGCUAGAUGUGUAGAACAUGUGCGGUCGUAUAAUUUACCUCUUCUCGUUUUAGGUGGAGGAGGGUAUACGAUUAGGAAUGUAUCUCGAUGCUGGGCAUACGAAACGGGAGUCGUACUUAACAAGCAUCAUGAGAUGCCAGAUCAGAUAAGCUUAAAUGAUUACUACGAUUAUUAUGCGCCUGAUUUUCAGCUACAUUUACAACCAUCAAGUAUUCCCAAUUAUAACUCUGCUGAACACUUGAGUCGCAUAAAAAUAAAAAUAGCCGAAAAUUUGAGGAACAUAGAACAUGCGCCGGGGGUUCAGUUUGCUUACGUCCCUCCCGAUUUCUUCGAUUCCGAAAUUGAUGACGAGUGUGACAAGAACCAGUAUGAGUUGAAGGAUGAUAGUGGCGGCGGUCGCGCGGCAGGCACCAGGUCCAAGGAACACUCCACUACGCACCACUUGCGCAGGAAGAAUUACGAGGACGAUUUUUUCGACCUCUCCGACAGGGACCAGAACAUC
Messenger RNA from Plasmodium cynomolgi strain B, 1263 nucleotides. RefSeq names its product histone deacetylase. The record is from RefSeq and is a predicted model, not a curated record. The annotation marks the transcript as partial. The transcript has a single exon. Lineage: Eukaryota; Apicomplexa; Aconoidasida; Haemosporida; Plasmodiidae. Gene Ontology annotation, molecular function: histone deacetylase activity.